CAACUCUUAUCCUCGAAAAGCCUACCCGCGUUUUCGACUCUGCCAUCUCGGCUGAUCUGAUCGCCGAAAGUUCUCACCAGUCGCAUAAACCAAUUUUCAGAGAUCACUAUCGAUCAACAUGGUCAAGGAAACGAAAUACUAUGAUCUGUUAGAGUGCUCUCCAGAUGCCUCCGAAGCCGAUCUGAAAAAGGCGUACCGCAAGCUCGCACUAAAGUUCCACCCUGACAAGAACCCAGACGCCGGAGAUAAAUUCAAGGAUAUCUCCCACGCAUACGAAAUCCUAUCCGACGAGCAUAAGAGGAAAGUGUACGACCGCUAUGGAGAGGAAGGUCUGUCAGGCGAGGGAGGAGGUCCGGGCAUGUCGCCUGAGGACCUCUUCUCGCACCUCUUUGGCGGCGGUGGCGGUUUCUUCGGUGGAGGUGGCGGUCGCCAGCGCCCUCAAGGUCCACUCAAAGGAAAGGACAUGGCUCACGCUCUCAAAGUAUCGCUGGAAGAUCUGUACAAGGGCAAGGUGUCAAAGCUUGCGCUGCAAAAGCAGGUCAACUGCCCGAAAUGCGAUGGGAAGGGUGGAAAGGAGGGCGCCGUCAAGAAAUGUGGUGGUUGUCAAGGACGCGGUUUCAAGGUUAUCAUGAGGCAAAUCGGGCCUAUGAUUCAACAAAUGCAGCAAACAUGUUCCGAGUGCCAGGGAGAGGGGGAAAUCAUUCGGGAAAAGGACCGCUGCAAAGGUUGUAAUGGAAAAAAGAUCGUGCCCGAGCGUAAGAUUCUCGAAGUCUUUAUCGACAAGGGUAUGGUUGAUGGACAAAAGAUCACAUUCACCGGAGAGGGCGACCAAGCACCUGGCGUCAUCCCUGGCGACGUCAUCAUCGUCAUCGAGGAAAAACAGCACCCCAGAUUCAGUCGUAAGGGCGAUGACCUUUACAUCGAGCAAACCAUCGACCUUGCCACGGCGUUGGUCGGAGGACAAUUCACUAUUCCCCACCUCGAUGACCGCGUUCUACUCGUCAACAUCCUGCCAGGAGAAGUCAUCAAACCUGGAGAUACAAAGGUCAUCACAGGCGAGGGUAUGCCUGGAUACAAGCGCCCAUUCGACAAGGGCAACCUGUACGUUACCUUCAAACUCGAGUUCCCACAACCACAUUGGGCCGACCAGUCCAAAUUCGCCAUGAUCGAAGCCGCCCUGCCACCCCGCAAACCCGUCGAACCGGUCAAGGGCAAAGAAAUUGAGGAAGUCGUGCUCUCCGCCGUCGACCCAAUGCAACAACACGCGCGCGCGAAUCACAUGAACGGCGGCGGUGAAGAUGAUAUGGACGAGGGUCACGGCCCACAAGUCCAGUGCGCUCAGCAGUAGAGUUAAAAGGCAAAGCUGAAAUGCACGGAAGGUUGCGGAAGGCAUAAGAAAGUCGGUUCGGGAAAACGGGGGCGUUUUUGAUCUCGUGUGGGAUCUGCCGUGAGCGCAACGGAGGGAAUCGGAAGCCGUCACUCUUUUCCCCAUUUUGUCGUCUCAACCC
This is a messenger RNA of Fimicolochytrium jonesii, 1508 nucleotides long. RefSeq lists its product as uncharacterized. NCBI's taxonomy places the organism in Eukaryota, Fungi, Chytridiomycota, Chytridiomycetes, Spizellomycetales, Powellomycetaceae. The coding region runs from base 119 to 1348 and encodes 409 amino acids. Gene Ontology annotation, molecular function: Hsp70 protein binding; ATP binding. Gene Ontology annotation, biological process: protein refolding; response to heat. Gene Ontology annotation, cellular component: cytoplasm; cytosol; nucleus. The record is from RefSeq and is a predicted model, not a curated record. The transcript is spliced from 3 exons.